Pneumocystis jirovecii RU7 is the source of this 561-nucleotide messenger RNA. RefSeq lists its product as uncharacterized. Gene Ontology annotation, molecular function: protein heterodimerization activity. Bases 1 to 561 code for a protein of 186 amino acids. The transcript has a single exon. NCBI's taxonomy places the organism in Eukaryota, Fungi, Ascomycota, Pneumocystomycetes, Pneumocystales, Pneumocystaceae. Gene Ontology annotation, cellular component: transcription factor TFIID complex. The record is from RefSeq and is a predicted model, not a curated record.
AUGAGAGAACGGUUCUUUUUUGCACUUGCAAGAAUUUCAGCAAUUCAAAUUAUGCGUUCAGCUGGAAUUAGCCGUGCAAAACAUAGUGUUACAGAUAGUUUUACAGAUAUUUUUAUCCGGUGUCUUCUUUUGCUUGGUACAACAGCAAAACAUUUUGCAGAAAUGUCAGGUAGACCAUUAGUUGAAAUGGAAGAUUUACGUGCAGCUAUGGAAACCACAGGAGUAUUGAGUGCAUCAUCAGGAGAAGAUGAUGUGGAGCCUAUUAAGGAGUUCAUAGAAUGGUGCAAAAGCUCUUCUACAGCAGAACUUCGGCAUAUUUCUGGUCAAGAAUCUACACCUGACCAUUCAAAUGUCGGAUGGCUAGAUAGUAGCCCCCCGAUUAUCUUAAUAGCACCAACUAAUGAUUUUGAAGAACUAAUGCAAAAACAUAUUAAAGAAAAAUUUAUAGGCACAGUCCUCGAUAACAAUUUUGAAACACCAAUUCCUCUAUUAGCAGAUCCACGGGUUGUUGAUCUCCCUGUGCUACAGGGUGGAACAGAAAUAGUAUUGAAAGAGGAAUGA